AUGACGCGAUCUUCAACUUUACUCUUACUUGCUGCAUUGUUAUCUGCCAUUUUGUAUUUUUAUCACAAUCGAAUUCCAGUUUUAAGAAGUUUACCAUUAAUCAGUUCCAGUACCUCAUCUGAAAUUUAUUAUAAAUGGAGGGAAUGUAUGUCAGAAGAGAUGGAAUAUCUGAUGUCAUCUGAUGAUAAUACUUUCUGGAAUCAACUGGAAAAUCCAGUACAAAAGUGUGAGAUGUUGAAUGAUUUGAGGACGAUAGUUAUGGAACCAUUCAAUAAUUUGGAUGAAACCAAAUAUUCGAUUCUUCCAAUUUGUGGGAAUACAGUCAUGAGUGUGGUUACGCUGGGAGUUGGACAAGAUGUGAAUGCCGAGCAAGAAAUGAAAAAACGAAUUGGCAACUAUUCUGUCCAAUUCUACGGGGCUGACCCGAUUGUAGAAGGGAACGAUGAACUCUUUUCAAAAGUUGGAACAUUUUUCCCGUUUGCAGUUGGAAACUCAUCUAGGAUGGGAACGGCUUCUGUUCUAUUGGAUGGUAAUUUGAAUUUUUUUCUCAAAAAAUCCGGUUUUCUAGGAGUGUAUGUUGAGAAACGAGUAAUUCAUGUUGAAUUCGUGCAGUUUCUGAAAGGGAUUAUUGGAAAAACGUUCUAUGACAAUAUCUGGGUAGACGGAGAGUACGCAGAAUAUGAGUUGUUUGAGUACUUUUACAACGGAGGACAGCUGGAUCGAGAGGGGAUUACUGUUUGUCAGUUUAAUAUGGAGAGGCUCUUGACGAUGAUGCGUCGGGGCGGUGCUGCCACAUUCUUCGCCGUUCUAUCCGUAUCACUUCUCUUAUACAUCAGUUACAGUAGUCUGAAUACCAGUACAACAUCGUUCCGACUACGAGACUCAGCAGUUGAUAAAGUUGCAAAGAACUAUAGUGCAUGGCAUGAUUGUUUGAAGAAAAACAUAUCGAUUUAUGAUGGGAACCCGGACGGGCUCUGGGGAAAUCUGUGGAGAGGAAUCAAGCUGUGUGAAGUUAUUCCAGAAAUGAAGGGACUUUUUAUUGGAGAUUACCCAAAUUCUGAUGAGACAAAAAGGCACAUUGUACCAAAAAUGCAACUACCAAGUGUUAUUGUCACUCUUGGAAUCGGUCAUGACACUGGUGCUGAGGAGAAACUUAUCAAGGGUCUCCCACAUGGCUCCGAGUUCUUCGGUGCUGAUCCGAUGCAUGAGAUCAACGAAAACCUUUACACAAAACUUCCUGGCAAAUAUUUUCCAUUUGCAGUCGCAGAUGCCGCCGGACUCGCAGAAGCGAAUGUUCUUAUCAACACCUCGUAUACCACGAAAACUGUUGUUACUCUUGAUAUUAUCUAUUUCUUGAAGAAUUUGGUAAAAAGAACUUUCAUCGACAAUAUUUGGAUUGACGGAGAAGGUGCAGAGUAUGGAUUGUUUGAUCAUUUCUUCAAUGAUGGGAAGUUUGAUGAAAACGGAAUCACUUUCUGUCAAUUCAACAUUGAGAUUCACAAGCCAGACAAUCUCCAGAAGAAACUCUUCCACGACUUCAUUUUCCAGUUGCUGAAAGACAGAAGAUAUGCCAUUUACAGACCAGUCCAAGGACACCACAUGCGAUUGUUCAUGGUCAACUUCGCAAAUGAGGAAUGCGUUUAUAAGUACAUUCUAUAG
Molecule: messenger RNA, 1659 nt
Organism: Caenorhabditis remanei
Lineage: Eukaryota; Metazoa; Nematoda; Chromadorea; Rhabditida; Rhabditidae
Exons: 11
Coding region: 1-1659 (552 amino acids)
Source: RefSeq, a predicted model, not a curated record